Molecule: messenger RNA, 3494 nt
Organism: Asparagus officinalis (garden asparagus)
Lineage: Eukaryota; Viridiplantae; Streptophyta; Magnoliopsida; Asparagales; Asparagaceae
Product: homeobox-leucine zipper protein HOX9-like
Exons: 18
Coding region: 769-3288 (839 amino acids)
Molecular function (GO): DNA-binding transcription factor activity; DNA binding; lipid binding
Source: RefSeq, a predicted model, not a curated record
GGUCUCUCUCUCUACUUUCUCUCUCUACUUUCUCUCUCUCUCUCUGCUGUUGCUUGGCAGUACGAGCUUCUGUUCUUCGUCUUUAAAGGUGGCAACUCUCGAGACCGCUUCCGACUUCAAUCCUUGCUUCUCUCUCCCCCGCCUUCGUCUUCAAGAAAAACCCUAGGGAUCUCUCCGAUCUCUAUUGCUUCCUCUUAACUAUCCGUUCACCUGCUUUGGUGUUCAGCUAUGGCUAGGGUUUUGCUUUCUCCCUCCUCGAUCGCUCCGUUUCGCUUCGGGCUCUGUCGUUGCUUUUGACGGGAGAGCGUAUUUGGCCUCUUUCCUUCGAGGGGUUGUCCUCGGGGGGGAAUCUGUGUCCUCUCGUGGAUCUUUUUCCGAGAUUCGACAUUUGUUCUCGCCUUAAUUAGAGGAAAGAGGGAAGUAGUUGUUGUGGAUCGGGGCCUAGUAAGAGAGGAUCAGGGCUCAAUUGAGUCGGAUUCGGUCGUUAUGGGGUUUGCAUGUUGCUUCUGAGUCCAUUUAUCGGGGAUCGAGACUUAAACCCGAGGGUUUGAGGAGGUUUCUCCGGAGAGCGGGGGAGCGAAAAGAGAGUUCUUUUCUUCUUCAAUUUCCCUUUUAUUUAGCGUUUUCUCGUUUUAGGACGCCAAAGAUAUUGUUUUUCUCUUUCUCGUCUUCAAAGUCUGGGUUGAUUGAAGCCAAACCUCCUUUUGAGACCGCCUCUUAUCUAUUGCCCUCAGUAAGUUAGUUAUCGAAUCCUGAUUAUAAAAAAAAAUGGCGGCAGCCGUCGCAAUUAGAACUAGCAGCGGGAGCAGCGGCGGACUGGAGAAGCACAUGGACAGCACGGGGAAGUACGUUCGUUACACAGCAGAGCAAGUCGAGGCCUUGGAAAAGGUCUACGCUGUGUGCCCGAAGCCGAGCUCGAUGAGGAGGCAGCAAUUGAUCCGUGAGAACCCCAUCUUAUCCAACAUUGAACCCAAACAAAUUAAAGUUUGGUUCCAAAAUCGAAGAUGCCGUGAGAAGCAGAGGAAGGAGUCUUCUCGUCUUCAAGCUGUCAAUAGGAAGUUGACUGCAUUGAACAAGCUUCUGAUGGAGGAAAAUGAACGCCUCCAAAAACAGGUCGCUCAGUUGGUUCAUGAGAACACAUACAUGAAGCAGCAACUACAAAAUGUAUCUCUUGCUAAUGACACAAGUUGUGAAUCAGUUGUGACGACACCUCAAAAUCCUCUUAGGGAUGCAAGUAAUCCUGCUGGACUCCUGUCUAUUGCUGAGGAGACCUUGACAGAGUUCCUUUCAAAGGCUACGGGAACUGCUGUUGAUUGGGUCCAGAUGCCCGGGAUGAAGCCUGGUCCGGAUUCAAUUGGGAUUGUUGCAAUUUCACAAACUUGCAGUGGGGUGGCAGCACGAGCCUGCGGUUUAGUGAGUUUAGAGCCUACAAAGGUCGCAGAAAUUCUCAAAGAUCGUCCAUCCUGGUUCCGUGAUUGUCGGAGUCUUGAAGUUUUCACCAUGUUUCCAGCUGGAAAUGGAGGCACAAUUGAAUUGGUGUAUAUGCAGAUGUAUGCUCCAACGACAUUGGCCCCUGCACGUGACCUUUGGACUCUGAGGUACACGACAAAUUUAGAAGAUGGAAGUCUUGUGGUUUGUGAGAGGUCAUUGAGGGGUUCUGGUGGUGGUCCUAGUGCAGCAAGUGCUCACCAGUUUGCAAGAGCUGAGAUGUUUCCCAGUGGGCUUUUAAUUCGACCAUGCGAUGGCGGUGGUUCAAUUGUACACAUUGUUGACCAUUUGAAUCUUGAGCCAUGGAGUGUGCCAGAAGUGCUUCGACCUCUUUACGAGUCAUCAAAGGUACUGGCUCAGAAGAUGACAGCUGCGGCACUGCGCCACAUCAGACAAAUAGCGCAAGAGAUGAGUGGUGAAAUGGUGUAUCCUCUAGGAAGGCAGCCCGCUGUUUUGCGUACUUUUAGUCAAAAAUUGAGCAGAGGCUUUAAUGAUGCUAUCAAUAGCUUCGUUGAUGAUGGCUGGUCAGUUAUGGGAUGUGAUGGUGUUGAAGAUGUGGUAGUUACUACCAACCCAAUGAAGAAAACAAAUUCUAAUGCUAAUCCUGCGAAUGCUGUCACCAUGCCUGAUGGAGUGGUUUGUGCCAAGGCAUCAAUGCUACUUCAAAAUGUUCCACCUGCAUUGCUGGUUCGAUUCUUGAGGGAACAUCGUUCUGAAUGGGCUGAUUACAACAUAGAUGCAUACUCUGCUUCCAGUUUGAAGGCUGGCUCAGCUUUCUUUCCUGGUCUGAGGUCUACUAGGUUUUCUGGGAGCCAGACAAUCAUGCAUUUGGCUCACACGGUAGAGAAUGAGGAGUUACUUGAGGUAGUUCGUCUUGAAGGCCAGGCUCUUACUCAAGAUGAAGCCAUUUUAUCAAGAGAUAUUCAUCUCCUACAGCUCUGUAGUGGAAUUGAUGAGAAUGCCGCUGGAUCCUGCGUUCAGCUUGUUUUUGCUCCAAUUGAUGAGCUUUUCCCAGAUGAUGCUCCUUUGUUGCCUUCUGGUUUCCGUGUCAUUCCGCUGGAUUGUAGACCAGAUGGUUUGAAUUCCAAUCGUACGUUGGAUUUAGCAUCUAGUCUUGAAGUGGGUUCUGCUGUAAACCGAACUGGUGGAGAAGCAUCUCCAAGUGAUUACAGUUUGCGGUCAGUGUUGACAAUUGCCUUUCAGUUCCCAUAUGAAUUUCACCUCCAGGAAAGUGUGGCAGGAAUGGCCAGGCAAUAUGUUCGUAACAUUGUCUCAGCUGUGCAAAGGGUUUCUAUGGCGUUAGCUCCUUCCCAACUUGGAUUAAGUUCCAGCAAUAAACUUCUCGCUGGAUCCCCGGAAGCUGUUACUCUUGCUCGCUGGAUUUGCCAAAGCUACAAUUGUCACUUGGGUCUUGAUUUGCUGAGAUCCACUGAGGAAUCAGGAGAAUCCUUGUUAAAAAUGCUGUGGGAUCAUCCAGAUGCCAUAUUAUGCUGCUCGUUAAAGAUGCAACCAGUAUUCACCUUUGCAAACCAAGCAGGGCUUGAUAUGUUGGAAACAACACUGGUUGCCUUGCAAGACAUUACUCUGGAAAAGAUCUUUGAUGAGCCUGGGCGGGCAGCACUCUGCUCUGACUUCUCCAAGUUAAUGGAACAGGGAUACUCGUAUCUGCCGGGAGGUGUUUGUUUGUCAGGGAUGGGGCGUAGUGUUUCAUACGAGCAGGCAGUCGCCUGGAAAGUCAUGGAUUUAGAGAACAACCUUCACUGCUUGGCCAUAUGCUUCAUGAACUGGUCUUUUGUUUGAGCUGAAGCCCGGGGGUGGUGUCUUCCUAUUUUUGUAAGCAAAAAAAAAGAAAAUCCGAAAAUUGAAUGUUUAUUCUGGUGAAAACAGUCGGGUUUUUAGCUUUGGAAGGUCUUAAUUGGGAGCUGCAACCUUGUAUUGUCGUGACUCGUGAGGUGUUGUAUUUUGUAGCUUUAAGUAAAUUAAAGAAUUUUGCAUUUUGUCCAUCA